CAACUGAAAAGUAAGAAGUGAUUUAUUAUUAAGAUAUGAAGAUAAUGAAUAAGUUAUUGAUAAUAGCGAUUAUAUUAUUUGAGAUUUCAAGAAUAUUUUCGGUGGAAAAUAACUCUUCAAAAUUUGUGGCGGAGUUGAACAAGUUAUUAGUGAAUGAUAAAAUUGCAGAUGACUACUGCAAUGAUAGAAAAAUAAUAUAUUGCAAUAAUGGUGAGGUGAGUGAUGUUGUAUUGGAUGGGGUUGAAUUAUCAGCAUUUCCUGUAGUGAUUAGAACAAUUAAAAAUACAUUAAGAAGUUUAAAAAUAGGUCAGACAAAUCUGCAAGGUAAUAUUCCGAAUGAAAUUUAUGAGCUGAAUGAAUUGAUAAGUCUGGAUCUAAGAGGAAGCAAAUUUAGUGGUAGUUUAAGCGAUAAUAUUAGAAAUCUAAAUAAAUUAAGAUAUCUUAAUUUAUAUAAUUUGAAUCUAUCUGGAUGGAUACCUGAUGGUUUUUACUUGUUGACUGAUCUGCAUGCUAUGUUUUUAGAUGGGAACAAAUUUAAUGGUAUUUUAAGAAAUGAUAUUGAAAAUAUGAAGAAUUUAAAAUUUAUUCUAUUAAAUGGAUCAAAUCUAUCUGGACCAAUACCUGAUGGUCUAUAUUCAUUAAGUAAUUUAGAACAUAUAAUGUUAGGGGGUAAUAGAUUUAAUGGUAGUUUAAGUGAUAAGAUUAGAAAUCUAAACAAGUUAAAAUAUAUUGAUUUAAGUAAUUUAAGUCUAUCUGGACCGAUACCUGAUGGCUUAUAUUCAUUGAAUAAAUUGGAAUACCUGUAUCUACAAGGAAACAAAUUUAAUGGUAUAUUAAGUGAUGAUAUCAGAAAUCUGAAUAAGUUAUUACAUAUUGAUUUAAGUGGAUCAAAUUUGUCUGGUGAGAUACCUGAUGGUAUAUAUUCAUUAAGUGAAUUAAAAAAGAUGAAAUUAGGAGGUAACAGAUUUAUUGGUAGAUUAAGUGAUAAUAUUAAAAAUAUGAAUAAUUUAUCAGAGCUUGAUUUAAGUGGAUCAAAUCUGUCUGGUGAGAUACCUGAUUCUAUAUAUUCAUUAGCUAAAUUGAAUUAUCUGAAUCUAAAAGGGAAUAAUUUUAGUGGUAGAUUAAGUGAUAAUAUUAGAAAACUAAAGAAUAAAUUAUUAGAGCUUGACUUAAGUGGAUCAAGUUUAUCUGGUGAGAUACCUGAUGGUUUAUAUUCAUUAAUUAAAUUAAAAGAGCUGAAAUUAGCAGGUAACAGGUUUAAUGGUAGUUUAAGUGAUAAGAUUAAAAAUCUGAAUAAAUUAUAUUAUCUUGACUUAAGUGGAUCAAAUCUAUCUGGAUCAAUACCUGAUGGUCUAUAUUCAUUGAGUAAAUUGGAAUAUCUAUAUCUACAAGGAAACAAAUUUAGUGGUGAAUUAAAUGAUAAUAUUGCAAAUAUGAAUAGGUUACGAUCAAUUGAUUUAAGUGGAUUAAAUUUGUCUGGUGAGAUACCAGAUGGUAUAUAUUCAUUGUAUUGGUUAAGAUAUCUUAAAUUAGGAGGUAAUAAUUUUAAUGGUAGUUUAAGUAAUGAUAUUAAAAAUAUGUGGGCUUUAUUAGAGCUUGACUUAAGUAAUUUAAGUUUAUCUGGUGAGAUACCUAAUGGUCUAUAUUCAUUAAAUAGAUUGGAAUAUCUAGAUCUUAUGGGUAACAAAUUUAGUGGUAGUUUAUCAUCUGAGAUUGGUAAUAUGAUUAGGUUAACUAGUAUAAAUCUAAGUUUUAAUCAAUUAAGUGGAACUAUACCAAAUGAAAUAGGUGAUUUAAUCAAUCUGAAAGAUUUAGAAAUGAGAGAGAAUGAAUUUGAAGGUAAUAUUCCUGAUCUGGGUCGUCUAGAAUUUUUAGUAAAUAUGAAUAUUAGCUCAACAAAACAUAUUCUGAAUGCAAGUUGUAAUGAUAACAUGUUACCUCCAUAUAUUAAUAAGAACAAAUGUUUUAUUGGACCUGUGAAUAAAUUAUGCAAUAAUACUAUAAAUUGUCAAUACAACUUUAUAGAUAAAUCAUCAAUUGGUUCAAUAGUAUAUAUAUAUAAAUUAAAAAUAAUUAUUAUGAUGAUAAUAUGCAGAGGUAUAAUAGAAAUGAUAUUAAAUUAGAAUUAUGAUAUUUAUAUAAAAUGAUAUAAUAAAUAAAAUAUAUAUAGAGAGAGAGAGUUAUAAAAAUAUAGAUAAUUUGAA
Schistocerca gregaria is the source of this 2204-nucleotide messenger RNA. RefSeq lists its product as uncharacterized. Gene Ontology annotation, molecular function: protein binding. The transcript has a single exon. The coding region runs from base 36 to 2123 and encodes 695 amino acids. The record is from RefSeq and is a predicted model, not a curated record. Lineage: Eukaryota; Metazoa; Arthropoda; Insecta; Orthoptera; Acrididae.